Molecule: messenger RNA, 231 nt
Organism: Dibothriocephalus latus
Lineage: Eukaryota; Metazoa; Platyhelminthes; Cestoda; Diphyllobothriidea; Diphyllobothriidae
Source: the annotation of a GenBank genome assembly
AUGGAACCCAAGAUUGGUUGGCUGUCUACGCUGGCCGAGCAGACACGACAGUUUUACAACUCCAGUCCCUGUUCUGGCCCUUCGCUGCAGACAAAGUACAUAACUGCGCUCUACUUCACCUUCUCCAGCCUAACCUCCAUCGGUUUCGGCAACGUCAGUCCCAACACCAAUGCAGAGAAAAUCUUCUCAAUCAUAAUUAUGCUUGUUGGCUGUAAGUUAGAACUCCAGUAG